Molecule: messenger RNA, 1420 nt
Organism: Rotaria sp. Silwood2
Lineage: Eukaryota; Metazoa; Rotifera; Eurotatoria; Philodinida; Philodinidae
Source: the annotation of a GenBank genome assembly
UCGGAUUGCUUCGUAAGAACGGUAUUUCUUUUUUAUAUUGCUUAAAUCGAUAGUCAGAUGAAGAUUUUAAUACGACCAAUGUUUGAACUGUGGAAAAAACCUCCGACUACAACAUUGUUAACACGACAUAAUGCCUUGAAAAUAAAGCAUUGCUCAGCGUAACUUUCAUGUUCUGAUGUUUUAGAACUGCCGGAAAUUUUCUUAGCUGUCAUGACAUUUUAAUGGGUUUUUAUCGAUGUUUCAGAAUGGCACUUUUUGCUGAUCCAAAAUUGUAUUCAGCAGUGAACAGUUGAAGAUAUUCUCCUGUUCGAGUUCUGUUUUUUGAUAACGGAGCAACGCUAAAAAUGCAGUUCAAUUUCGUUCAACAUAUCAAUCCAUUGAUCUGCAAAUAGUUUCGGUGUCUAUUGAGAGUUUUGUUUGAAAACAACAGAGUUGUUUCAAAUUAUUCAUUUUUUCUUUGGAGGGUGUGGGUAUUAGAGUGGAUGUGAGUCUCCUCUUCAACACACUCACACCCACACCCUCACUAGAGACCAAUGAUAUUUCACGGAAAACUUUUGUAUUUCUACAAAGCAUUGAGUAGAUAAUCUAUUGCACAGAGACUAUAAUCAUAAGUCUUUAUGCAUAUAUUAUUCAAAUACAUAGUCUAUAUAUCAAUAUUUAUGCUGCGGAGCUAUCACGAGGUAAGAUCAGGGAUUUUAACUUAACCCUGUCUCGACACCCCCGUCGUAAUUUUUUCCGUGCCCCGCUUUGCCCCGUCAUAGCUUCUCCCCGCCGCGCUUGCCCCCGUUCUAACUUCUCCCCGUCUCGCCCCGAAUACAUUUUCCCCGUCGUAAUUCCUCCCCGCCUCGCCCAGAUAAAAUUUUCUUCGUCUUAACCUCUCCCCACCUCGCCUCGCCCCGAGAAAAAUGGUCCCCGUCCCAGGGCCUCGCCCCGAUCUCUCGCUCCGUUUCUAUCUCUGCUGUGGGUGUGGGUGUGGAUAUGGAUGUUCUCUUCGUCCACAUUGACACCAACACCAACACCCACACCCACACUCACACCCUCAAUCUAAAUUUAAAAAAAUCACCACUUCUCACAUUUCCUUUGUUUUUAUUAAUUUCCAGCAUUUUUUCACUUUUUCACAAGAUUAGCUAACAGUACAACAAUAAUGACAAAAUCAACCUCAUUGCAACUUGCCAUUGUUAUUUCCCCUUUGAUGGCUCUUAUUCAAGUAGGUUCUAGUGCCGAAUUUGCUCGGUUACCUACCAAUGGCGCACGACGACAUUAGCUUACUGAUUCUAGUCAUCCAUAUGAUUCAUUAAAAAUAUGGUUUGAAAAAAGACCAUCUGGUAGUGCAGCUGAAGCUCGUGGGCCAACAUUACCAUUCAAUACUUUAAAAACAAGUCAUAAAUUUAAAGGUACAUGUUAUUAUCAUUGUUCUUAA